ACUGCUGGAUGUGAUCCACACGGAGAACAAGCUCUACCUGGUCUUUGAGUUCCUGCACCAGGACCUGAAGAAGUUCAUGGACGCGUCGUCCCUGGGUGGCAUCGCGCUGCCGCUCAUCAAGAGCUACCUGUUCCAGCUGCUGCAGGGCCUGGCCUUCUGCCACGCGCACCGCGUGCUGCACCGUGACCUCAAGCCCCAGAACCUGCUCAUCAACGCUGAUGGUGCCAUCAAGCUGGCUGACUUCGGGCUGGCGCGCGCCUUCGGGGUGCCCGUGCGCACCUACACGCACGAGGUGGUGACGCUGUGGUACCGCGCGCCUGAGAUCCUCCUGGGCUGCAAGUACUACUCGACCGCCGUGGACAUCUGGAGCCUGGGCUGCAUCUUUGCUGAGAUGGUGACGCGGCGCGCGCUCUUCCCCGGGGACUCGGAGAUCGACCAGCUCUUCCGCAUCUUCCGCACGCUGGGGACGCCGGAUGAGGCCGCCUGGCCCGGCGUCACCGCGCUGCCCGACUACAAGCCCAGCUUCCCCAAGUGGGCCCGGCAGGACCUGGGCAAGGUGGUGCCACCGCUGGAUGAGGAGGGCCGCAAGCUGCUGGCACAAAUGCUGCACUAUGAUCCCAACAAGCGCAUCUCGGCCAAGGCGGCGCUGGGCCACCCCUUCUUCCGCGAUGUCACCAGGGCUGUCCCCCACCUGCGCCUGUGAGCUCUGAGGUGGGGGGUGGGCACGUUGGCUGAGGACAGCGUGAGCACGGAGUGGGGCAGCGGGUCCCCCCAGCCCCCAGGACUGCUCGGGGCAGGGCCCCCCCCCCCAUUGCCCGGGCUCUCGGCACUUACAUCUGGGGGUGGGGGGGCAGAGCCUUCUCCUUCCCUCUGUCCCCCUCUCUUCUGUCCCCGGGGUGGUAGUGGGGGUCCACCUCUUUCCUUCCCCCCCGCGGGCUUUUCCUCGCUGACUUUUGUAACUUUUUGCCAUUUUGUAGUUGACAUUUAAAGCUCUUUGUGCAGCUCCUG
Messenger RNA from Numida meleagris (helmeted guineafowl), 1008 nucleotides. It is a transcript of the gene CDK2, whose product is annotated as cyclin dependent kinase 2. Gene Ontology annotation, cellular component: cytoplasm; nucleus; cyclin-dependent protein kinase holoenzyme complex. NCBI's taxonomy places the organism in Eukaryota, Metazoa, Chordata, Aves, Galliformes, Numididae. Gene Ontology annotation, biological process: G1/S transition of mitotic cell cycle; signal transduction; protein phosphorylation. The record is from RefSeq and is a predicted model, not a curated record. Gene Ontology annotation, molecular function: cyclin-dependent protein serine/threonine kinase activity; cyclin binding; ATP binding.